AUGAUAGAAAAUGUUUUCUAUAAUACUGACUUCUUAAAAAACGGAGGAACUUCCGAGCAGUUCUUUAACCAAAUAUCAUAUCCUGUGUAGUUAAACGAUCUAUAUGAGAUCAGAGAUACUUGCUAUUAUCAUCAAGCUAUGGAGUAUUGUCCAGUGCUUAUCGAAAUCAUGGAUGAAAGACUGAAGACACACUAUGGUGGCAACUUCUUGAUCUAAGUAUGGAACAAAAAAGGAGAGAAAUGCUUUGAGAAAGUUUUACAAUAUAGAGUGCAUUCAUGGAAUGUAUUCACUGAUCACUUCAUUUACAGACUGCACCCAGACGAGGCUGGAGCAGAGUGGAUCUACGUUCAUGUAAUGACAAAGAAGGCUGGUUACUUCAAAAUCAAGGACUUCGUUAGAGAUGACCCUUCUUUCAAGUACUUGGGAGUUUGUAACUGCUGCUUUUAUAUUGGCAACACCAACACAAUUAAGGUCAUUGACAUUAACUUUGUGCUAGAAGAUGGCGGAUGCACUACUUUAGAACCCACUCCAGAAAAGAUUUUGACUUAUUAAAUUGGAGAAUAGUGUAAGUUACAUGGAUUUUUCGAGAACAAAUUCGCCAAAGAGCAACUUUAUAUGAUCUGCCUGGUCGAGACUGAAGACAACUAAAUUGAUUUUGCAAGGCUUUACUUCUGGAGCAGACAAAUUGAAAAAGGAGAUCUCGGUUUCCUUCAAUACACUGAAGUAGUCCAUAGAGAUGUGAAACUUGAUCCCAUUAUUAAAUACAAGCAGAUCAUUCAUUAAUCUCAGUUCUAAUUCGGAGUAGCACUCAGAGAUUCUGGAAAGGUAGACUUUUAUUGGAACUCAACAAGAGUUAGUACCUCCGAAGAAGUCUUCUCUGACAUUGAAAUAAACUUCGAAAGUAUCUACUUGAUCAAGAAAGCUUAAGAUGGUGAGCCAGAAAAGAAAGUAGUCAUCCACACUAAGUGGGAUACUAGAGUCUCCAUGAUGGUAGCUGAAGACUUUACCUGUACUCCUCAGGAAUGGACGAAACUCUUUUACAGAUCAAUUUCCAAUCACUUCAAAUUCUACCCUUCAUAUUGUCUCAUCAACACCUCUUUCUUCUUAGCUCACGGAAAUAUCAUUUCUCUGUUCGAUAUUAUCAAAAAAGAAUGGGUGAAGCACUUCUUUGUGGAGGAGAAGGUAUUGAAGGUUUUCAGAAAUGAAAAAGUUGAUCAUGUUUAUAACCUUGGUGCUUACCUAGACAACGGCAGAAUCAAGCUCAUUGACUCAGAGGACACCUCUGAUCCAAGCAUGUGGGAGAUGAAACUUAACAAGUACGGAACCAAAGGUGAGUUGAUCUCAAUGGCCUGCGAUAUGGAGCACUACAGAAUGCUUUACAUCAUUACCAACGAUGCUGGAACAAUUAAUCUUUAUGGUUUCACCAGAGAGACUCUCUAUAUCUUUAACACUCUUGUGCACGAACUAAAGGCUGAGACUAUCAUUGUACCCUUCUUCUCACCUGCUGAAAGAACUGAGUUCAUUCUCUACAACUAAGCUCCAGGUGAUGUCAGAGUUUACACUCACUAUUGGGCUAACAAUGCUGAUGGAGUGCUCACUUUCUAUCUCACACUAGUCAAGCACUAUACAAUUGCAAACCCUACAGCUGUCAAAGGAAAUGUUCAUGCUUGCAUGAGUACUGACAAGGAGAAGUUCCUGUUCUUGAUUGAUCAAACCAACUUCUACAAGCUUAAUGUUCAAACAAAAUAAAUUGUAACAUACACAGAUUAGAAUGUUAUUGGACUUUAAUUCCUUGAUAAUACAUUCUGCUACACAAUGACAAACAAAUCUACCAAGAGAGAUCAGUAUGGUUUCUAUGUUUAUGACAUUCAGUAAUUGCUUGAUCAAGAGAAGGAUAACAACUUCAUUCUUGAUACAUCUCUAGUAGGAUAAAACGGCCUGAUAGAUUUCAGUGGCGAUAACCAAAGACUUUCAUACAUGAAAGAUUAUGACACCAUCUAAAUCGUCCCAAGUUUACAUAGAAAUGUUAUAAACUUCAUGGGUAUGCUUGAUAGAAAUCAAUACUUAGCUACUAAGAAAAUGAAGGAUAAGUUCAUUGCUCUUGACAAGAGAAACGUAUUAACUACCUGGAAUUCAGUAACUGGUAAAUUAGAAAACGUCCAAAAGCUAAAGGAUGUCGACCUAUCUCAAUACGACAUUUUCGCUUAUGAAGAUUAAGAUAUCAUUUGGAAAAUGGACUGGUACCAACCCAGAGCUUUGCUGAUUCAAAGAGAUCCAUUAGAAAACAUGACUGAUGAUACAUUCUAUGAUCCAGAUAUGCUAAGAACUUCUCUUGAGAAUAACAAGCCAUAUAUCAAGAUCAUGGGCAAGAAAUUCCAUAACUUCAAACUCAUUGAGAUCGUGAAUGAAUUUGAAGUAAAGGAACAUUUUACCUUUAUUCAUCCAUUCUAUGGUAAAGGUUCUUAUCAAAGAAUCUUCAUCAGUGAAAAUCUAGAGUACAUGUUUGAAAGACUUGUGAACUAGAGAUGCUUCCUUUAUCAGAAACACAAGGGAAUGUUCUAACAAGUCAAAUGGAAGCUCGCAAAGAGAUUGACUCAAUGGCCUAUGGAUAUGAGUGAAUGCACAUACGCUAACUACUUGUUCUCUCCUGAUCUAAUGUACUAUUUGGAUUAUGAUAGAAAGAAGAAUGAAUUUGUAAUCAAGGAAUCACUGACUCAAAAAGUUAGACAAUCUAUUCCCAAAGGUCUAAUGAACCCAGCUGAAGGUGAUGUCAAGAAGUACGCUCAACAUUUUAAGUGGAUUGAUUCAAGAACCAUUAAAUUCGUUAACAGUGAAGGUAUUGAAAAAAUUGUCGACAUUAUGGAUGGUUUCAAGGAAAUUGCUUACGCAGCAGUACCACUUUUUAAAGACGAAAAGGAUUACAAACAUUACUAUUUCUACAGAAAGCCUUUAGAACUUGGAGAUACAUUACAAAGAUUAAAGACUAAGUACCAGAGAUACAAGGAUGUUUAUUACCUAGAUAAUAAGAGAUAGCCAUGGUAAAUCUAUGACAAACUAUUUGAUGUUGAUUUCUCAAUCGAUGCUUGCAAGUACAAGUACGUUAUUGAUCUUAGUUUCACAUUUUUGCAUUGGAGACUUGCAGAAACUAUUAGAUCUCAGCCUGACUUUACUCUAGAUGACAUUGACAACUCACAACUUGAAUUGUUAGCUUAUAACAUUUUCCCUUGGUGCAACACUGUUUUGCAUUAUGGUACAAAGAGAUAAGAAAUCAUCAAACAAAUCUAUUAAUAGUCUGAAGUUGAAAACGAACAGUUUGAGAUUCCAUUCAUCAACAACUUGAAUGGAGAAUCACCUAUGCAUUAAUGUAUGAAUGAUAGGGAAUUCAAAACAGCAGACCUUUUAUUCGAGAAACUUGCUCAUGCUCCCAUUGAUCAUCACAGCAGAGCUAUUGGCUGGACUGUCAGUAUGGCUAUUGAUUAAGGACUUACAAAUGUCAAUGCCUAUAUUGAAGCAAGAUUCCUUUAAACUGAGCAAAUAAAGACAAUAAGAAGAGGAAACUUAAAUCUCUAAGGAAGAAUGUUGUAUUCCUAAACUUAAGCUUAAUUGUGGAUGGAUGUUAAGGAGAUAGAAACCACUCUUUUUAAAGAGUCUCCAGUUGAGCAAGAUAUUUAGUUGGAGUUCCUUGAUUUACCCAAGCUACAUUGCUAUGGAAACAAAACUACUGAUGCCUUUUUCGAUGCUCUCUCAAACACAGAUAGCAUUGAGCUAUUCGCUAAUAGAGGUGUCUAAACUAUUAUUGACUAUAAGUGGAAACUUGCCAAAGAAUAUACCAUUAAAAGACUUUUUGUGCCUUUCAUAUUCUUCAUGAUAGUUUACUUUGUUUAUUCUAACUUCAUAUUCCCAGUAAGAUUCCAUGAAAAAGAGUCUGAAUACAAUAAAAUUGGUGAUUAUGAUUACGCUUUCUAUGUUUUAGGACCUUCUAUCCUCUUGGUUUCAACUUAUUUCUUGGUCACUGAGUUGAGAUAACUAUUCAGUCAAAAUAACUGGGCAGAAUACUUCUCUUCCAUCUGGAAUUACUUCGAUAUCAUUCCACCUAUUGUUAUUCCUUUGAUUGUGAUCCAAGAUUUCCUCAGAGUUAAGUAUGACUUCCAGCACACAAUCCACUCAUUCGCUUCAAUGUUCAUGUGGUUCAAGUUCCUCUAUUUCCUUAGAAUCUACAAAGAAACUGGAUAUCUCAUUAGAAUGAUUGUUGAAGUCGUGAAAGACAUGAGAAUUUUCUUCGUUGUAUUGAUUGUAGUCUUGUGCGCAUUUGCUGAUGCCUUCUUGAGUCUUUCAAAUGCUAAUUCCGAUGAGAAAGUGUAAUUCGCUGGAACUGAUUUCUUCAGUGCUUUACUAUAUUCCUAUAGAACUAGUUUAGGAGACUUCCAAGCAGAAAGUUACAACGAUUCAGUUCAAGGACUAUCCGUUUGGAUUAUCUUCCUACUCUCCACUAUUCUUGUGCUUAUUGUCAUGUUGAAUCUCUUGAUUGCUAUUAUUUCAGAAUCAUUUGCCAAGAUCAAUGAUGUUGCUGAACAAGCUAGUUACCAAGAGAGAGCUAGAAUCAUUUCUGAGAACUCUUACCUUAUCCCAGCUGCUAGAGCUCUAACCUUCUCUGACAAGAAGAAGUACAUGCUCGUUGCUAGAGAAAUCGAGAUUGACAAGAGUAGUAAUGAUGAGGUCCAUGAACUCAAGGAAAGAGUUAUCAAACUUGAGAACACUCUCAAUGAGAAACUUGACAAGAUUCUUGCUGCUGUCAAGAAAGAUUGA
Messenger RNA from Stylonychia lemnae, 4806 nucleotides. NCBI's taxonomy places the organism in Eukaryota, Ciliophora, Spirotrichea, Sporadotrichida, Oxytrichidae. The record is from the annotation of a GenBank genome assembly.